Molecule: messenger RNA, 2283 nt
Organism: Lepisosteus oculatus (spotted gar)
Lineage: Eukaryota; Metazoa; Chordata; Actinopteri; Semionotiformes; Lepisosteidae
Gene: nxnl1
Product: nucleoredoxin like 1
Biological process (GO): photoreceptor cell maintenance
Cellular component (GO): mitochondrion
Source: RefSeq, a predicted model, not a curated record
GUCCGUGCUGUUGCAAUCUGAGCUCCUGGUUAGCUUUAAACACAGCCAGUCUUUCCUAAUAAUUAAGCAGAAAACCAAGAACAGGAUCCAUAAUACCCAGUACAGCAAACUUAAUCAAAGCUUAGACACUCUUGCCUUUACACACUCCUUUAAUAUGUCUGUAUGUUAGCGAUCAGAGGAUCUCUGUGGGCUUAAAGGAUCCCAAGGCACCGGAUUCAACAGCGGGUGGAUUCUUCCAAAAAUGAAAAACGCAGCCCUGCUUGCACUUAUUUUGCAGGAUGUGUUUUAUCAUUCCUGCAUUAACCACAAUGCUCCUGAAGAGAUGUCGUUGGUGAUCGUACCGCCCAGCACGAGACUCCUUUCCUGUAAAUCCUCUUCAGUUCAGCAGAGCCCAGUCUCUUAGGUACUUUAAGCUGAAAGCAGGGGCUGCCUGCUUGGAUGCGCUUUUUGCAUUUUACAGACGCAGCAAGAUUAACUAGCCCAUCUGCUGAAGCUGAUCUGACCACAGGCAAAAGAACAGGACUGAAAACCGAGGAGGGACGAAACUUCGACUGCCGGCUCCCCAAAGUUCUUUUGUUUUGCACGACCCAUUUAACACUGGCAACAUCAUCACCAACGUCUUCGUCCUGAUGCAAGCCAGCUUCUGGCACACGGUUAACAUCAUUGGAUCUGGCUGUGUCCUCGCCCCGUUCAGCACGAAGGUGGAAGCGCUGCUAAGAUUUUUACUGAGCAACUGCGGGAAGAGACGAGCACCGGACGCCUUGUUAAAAACAGAUACAGAAGAACACAGUUGCGUCGCUUUAAGAAAAGCAGACUCGGGUUUGUUUCUGUAGCUUUGUACCAGGAAUCAUUCCUAAACAAACCACGUGGAAUUCACUCUUCUGUUCGAGUUUUAUGGCUCACUGCUAUUGACACUAACUACCUCUACUGUAGUGAAUGUCAGUAAUGGACAAUAACCUUUUCAAAUGACCUCAUAUUGCCAGAACCAUGUUUAAUAGAGGUUUUGGUACCACUGUGGAAGAACGGUCCUGCGGCCAGUUUAAUUCACCCCAUUUCUAAAUGCAUUUACGUUAUUCGUAGCAAACACAAAAGCCUAUUCGGGCUUUUUUUAAAUGUAAGUAUAGAAAUCAACGGAGCUGUGCCUAGCUCGCCUCCUGAAACGUUUCAGCGUGUGUGUUUUCUUUUGUCUAGCGACAUGGUGGAGUUGUUCGUCGGUAAAGUGUUGGUAAAAAACAACAGGGACCGCGACGAGCUGGACACGGAGCGCGAGGUUCUGCUGCGGCUCCAGAACCGGAUCGUCCUGCUGUUCUUCGGCUCGGGGGACUGCCCCAGGUGCCGGGAGUUCGCGCCCACCCUCAAGGAGUUCUUCGUCCGCCUGACUGACGAAUUCUACGUGGAGCGAGCCGCCCAGCUUGUCCUGCUGUACGUUUCCCUGGACCAGAGCGAAAAGCGACAGAGCAAGUUCCUCAAGGACAUGCCCAAACGGUGGCUUACCCUGCCUUUCGAAGAUCCAUACAAGAAGGAGCUGGCGCUUAUGUUCGAGGUGGCGGAGAUUCCUACGGUGGUGGUGCUGCGACCAGAUUGUACCAUGAUCUCCCCCAACGCGGUGGACGAAAUCAGCCGGCUCGGGCCAGACUGCUUCAAGAACUGGCAGGAAGCGGCCGAGCUCAUCGAUCGCAGCUUCAUGAUGGCCGAAGACUUUGACGACAUGCGUAUGCGCAGCGCCACAGACCCCCUGCGCCGCCUGAAAUACAAGCUGGAGAAGAAGAAGAAGAAGAAGGAGGAGGAGGAGGACUCAAAGGAGGGGGAGGGGUCACAGAAUGGCGAGGGGGAGGGGCAGGAUCCAUGGGGUUGAAGGGGGAGGGGCUUGGUCUGAAUCAAGCAGCCAAUCAGCACUGGCUCUCGCUGAAAGGUAGUUGUAGUGUAAAGAUCUCUGUAAUGGUCCUUUCUAGGCCUGGAUGAACUAACUGGAAGUGAUAACAUAUUAUUAAGAAAAAAUACUUGAUAAGGGUUUUUUUUUACUUCCUCCAGGCUUAUUGCCCCUACCCAAUGGAAGCUUGCCAUCAUGUUCUGGGCAAUUUGCAAAUUACAGGUUGGUUAUCUUUAAUCAACACCUUGAUUAAAUUCAAACUCCGGUAAGACUAAGAUCUGUUCAAGAAGCAGACCACUAUGUAACAUUUUCUACUGAAUGCCCUGCUAGCUCACAGUGCUUUUUAAACAGGAGCUAACAUUCUGAGAGGCUGACUGGACAUGUGUAUAAGAGGAAAGAUGCAACAGGACCUG